Oryza brachyantha (malo sina) is the source of this 2372-nucleotide messenger RNA. RefSeq names its product peptidyl-prolyl cis-trans isomerase FKBP62-like. Gene Ontology annotation, cellular component: cytoplasm. Gene Ontology annotation, biological process: protein peptidyl-prolyl isomerization. NCBI's taxonomy places the organism in Eukaryota, Viridiplantae, Streptophyta, Magnoliopsida, Poales, Poaceae. The record is from RefSeq and is a predicted model, not a curated record. The coding region runs from base 134 to 2131 and encodes 665 amino acids. The transcript is spliced from 12 exons. Gene Ontology annotation, molecular function: protein binding; peptidyl-prolyl cis-trans isomerase activity.
ACCUUCCGAAAAUCUCUUGCUCGAUAUAAACGGGUCAGGCACGAGGUAGCUCUCGAUCAGCUGCAAAACUUUAGCAGAAUACGCACUACGGUUCAAGGAGAAACCGAUUUGAAGGCGGCUAACCCCUGCACGCAUGCCGAUCCCGUUCGAGCUGGGUGAACCUGACCAAAGCUUCUACAACCUGUGGAAGGAAGAGGGCGACGAACUGUGGGAGGAUGAGGUCGACUUGUGGGGGGAAGAUGUUGAGGAGGAACUAUCGCUUCGUCACCCUGGAUUCAACAAGUGGACUAUCCAGCAGGCUGCUUCAGGCGGCGACAAUAUUAGCGCCAGGGGCGAGAACUUUUACUGCGUUGAGGCCCAAGUUCACUUCACAGGAGAACUACUUGACGGUACACAGUUCGUGUCAAGUCAAGAAAAUGGCAUUCCACAGAGGUUUAUACUGGGAGAAGAGGAUGUGAUGCAUGGCUUCAACUUAGCAGUCAGUUCGAUGCAACCAGGGGAGAAAGCUAUAUUCACCAUCCCUCCAGCGUUAACCAUGACAAAACUUGGCUCUCCUGCUAGCAUCCCAUCAAACGUACCUCCCGACCAAACUCUACGGUUUGAGAUUGAGCUCAUUGCUCUGUUUACUAUAACUGAUAUCUUCAAAGAUCAAGGUAUAUUGAAAAAGAUCGUCAAGAAUAAAGAACCAAACAGAGAACAAUCUCACUCGAGUGAUUUUGUAUUUGUGAGAUACCACGCAUGCCUAGAGGACGGAACUUCAGUGUCCAAAUCUGAAGGUGGUGUUGAAUUCAGCCUUACAGAUGGUUUCUUUUGUCCUGGAUUUGUACAUUCAGUGAAGACUAUGGAAGAAGGAGAGGAAGCAGUAUUUAUUGUAAAGCCACAGUAUGCUUUCGGUGACCAAGGAAGGCCUUCUCAAGGAGACGAAGCUGCCGUGCCCCCAAAUGCAACUGUUUAUGUGCACCUCCAAUUUGUGUGUUGGAUAUAUCGAACUGGGCUCGACCAGGCAAUUGCCAAAAGGAUUCUAAGCGUACGGAACUCAUCAGAGAGGAUAUGCACACAAAGCCAAGCGGUCGUAAAAGUGCGGUUGCUCGGCAAACUUCAAGAUGGGACUGUUUUUGAUCGGAGGGGUCACGGUGACGACGAUGAACCAUUCGAGUUCGUGGUCGAUGAAGGCAAGGUUAUCGAUGGGCUAGACGAAGCUGUGAUGACAAUGGAGGAGGGAGAAGUUGCCGAGGUUACCAUUCCAUCGCACCACGCGUUUGGCGAUGUUGGAUCUGAUCAUCAGCAUCAGCUUGCGUCUGUCCCUCCGAAUUCAACUGUCAUCUACGAGAUCGAGCUCCUAUCAGUUUUUAACGAGAAACAUCCGUUGCUCGUUGAGAGCCGUGACGAAGUUGUGCGAUAUGCACAUAAGAAGGAAGAGGAAGGGGACAAUUACUUUAACUUGGGUAAUUAUUUGAGAGCCCACAGGAGAUAUUACAAGGCCAGACUGAUUAUCGAAUAUUCACGCUUCGGAAAAAAGUGGAAAUCGGGACUUAAUAUAAUUGAACUGCUGGGAAUUCCAAUUGAUACGACUUCAGAUAUGGAUGCACAGAUGGAACAAAUGUUGAUUUCCUUCACCCUUAAGGAGGCAAAGUGCGCAAUCCAACUCCGAUGUUACAAGCAAGCAGCUGUCUACUACAGAGAGGUGCUGAAUCAGGAUGCGGCAAACGUGGAAGCCCAGGAACAAAUAACGCUGUUGGAGGAACUUUCUGAACAUUCGUCAAUAGUAGACACCGACGCAAUGCACCGAGGCUUUAAGGAAGUCCCACCUGAAUACGAGCCAUUACUAGAGGACCUCAUGGGUGGUACCAUUCGAGCGUAUGCUUAUUCACCGAGACGGAAGAAUGAAAAUUCGUAUACUGGAAGCGUUCUUUUCCUCCCUCAUGUGCAACUAUCAGCACAGCAGGCAAACGCCAGUCAAGUUCCUUCCACUCCCAGUACUAGUACUACUACAUCAGGUAUAAGUAGUCCCGCCUGUGCUACACAACCUACGAGCGCCACGGCUAGCGGCAACGCAGCUCAAAGAUCUCCGAUACUGAGGACGGACAGGGGUUUCAUCUUUAGAUGCUUCGGGCCAUCGCCCACGAACUGAAUUAAUGGGAUCAUUAAUCAGUGCUCGCCUUUAAGGCACAUGUUCUCCCUCCAAUCUCCGUGCAGCUUAAUGGACGUUGGUGAAGAACUUAACGCAUGCUAGUAUAUCACCAUAUAUAUAAAUAAGUUGGGACCAGAAGUGAAUGACCAGGCCGGGCACUUGCAAGGGCUAGUAUUGUAAUAAUAACAUAUUUUUAUUAUCAUACUCAUGACGUUAAUUGAUCCUUUUGUUUAAAGUAAUU